This is a messenger RNA of Serpula lacrymans var. lacrymans S7.9, 1281 nucleotides long. RefSeq lists its product as uncharacterized. Bases 74 to 1177 code for a protein of 367 amino acids. The transcript has 7 exons. Lineage: Eukaryota; Fungi; Basidiomycota; Agaricomycetes; Boletales; Serpulaceae. Gene Ontology annotation, cellular component: cytosol. Gene Ontology annotation, molecular function: pyridoxal kinase activity. Gene Ontology annotation, biological process: pyridoxal 5'-phosphate salvage. The record is from RefSeq and is a predicted model, not a curated record.
AUAACUUAUCUCAUACACUAUACCCAAAUCUCCAAUCUUACAGCCCAGCAUAUCAAGGCUGAUAUCACAGGGAAUGAACGGCUCAGCCAACAACCAUGUCGACUUCACAACGGUGAAAAAUUCUCGAAUCCUCAGUAUUCAAUCGCACGUCGCUUUUGGCUAUGUCGGAGGUAAGGCAGCCGUCUUUCCUCUACAGUGCUUGGGCUAUGAUGUCGAUGCGGUAAACACCGUAAACUUCUCAAACCAUGCUGGCUAUGGUCGUUUCGGAGGCUCUAAAACAACCGCCGAUGAGCUUUCUGCCAUGUUUGAGAGCAUGGAACAGAACGGCUUACUUCUUCCCAGUCGACUGCUCACAGGUUACAUCCCAGAGGCCAAGGCCUUGACCGCCGUCUCAGAGCUCGCAACCAAACUAAAGCGCGACAGUCCUGAUAUCAUAUACUUACUCGAUCCCGUUAUUGGCGACUCGGGACGGAUGUACGUCUCCUCAGAUGUCGUCCCCGUAUACCGAUCCAUGCUCCCCCUAGCAUCCGUCAUCACUCCCAACUGGUUCGAAGUCGAAGUGCUAACAGGCGUUGAACUUCAUGACCUACCCUCGCUUCAACGCGCCCUACGCAUUCUCCACCAAGACUACCACGUCCCACACGUCGUCAUCAGCUCUAUACCACUCAAACAGUGGCUACUCGAUGUUCUCCCACCUAACAUUAAACCCUCGCCCAGCGCAACCGAGGACUCAGAGUUCCUGCUUUGCAUCUCUUCUUCGGCGGAUGGCAACGGUUCUCAAAACCUGUCCACCGUUCACGCCCGAUCGGUACCCCUCAUACCAGGUUAUUUCUCAGGAGUGGGCGACCUUUUCUCCGCCCUACUCCUCGGUCACUUCCACCCCAAACAAGAUCCUCCAAGCCCACACGACACGACCCUAUCCUACGCAGCAUCAUCGGCACUCACCAAAACACAUAGCAUCCUCCAGAUCACUCACGAGUAUGCACUUCUGCUCCCUGAAGACGAACGUACGCCGACAGAUGAAGAAAAGGACAAGGCUGAGCCGGUCCGCAAGUUCAGGCGCAUGCGAGGACGCGAAUUAAGACUCAUACAGGGACAGGACAUCCUUCGCAGUACUGCAAUAGACGAACUGAAGCAAAUGAAGCCAUGGGUGGAUUUCUGGUCAACGACGGCGUGAAGAGCACAUCAGUCCAAGUAUAUUUACAAGUUAGAAGGGUAAUGGAAGAAUGUAAACUCAAUACUUAUCCAAUACUAAAUACAACGACUUCAAGAUAUCACUGU